This is a messenger RNA of Didymodactylos carnosus, 1176 nucleotides long. The record is from the annotation of a GenBank genome assembly. Lineage: Eukaryota; Metazoa; Rotifera; Eurotatoria; Philodinida; Philodinidae.
AUGGGUGGAAAAUUAGCUCGUAGUGAUUUUCACUGGGUGUAUACAGAUGAGCCACAUACAACCAGACGAAAAGAAAUGCUUGUAAAAUAUCCUCAAAUAAAAAAAUUAAUGGGUCAUGAUUCACGUGUGGCUAUACAAGUUGUCAUAACAGUUCUCAUACAAAUUAUCAUAGCUAUUUUGCUUCGUGAUGCAUCGUGGAAAUUUCUGUGGCUUGCUACAUACGUCAUUAGUGGAACAUUAAAUCAUUCUCUAUCAAUCAGUUUUCAUGAAAUUGGUCAUAACUUAGCGUUCGGUAAUCACCGACCAAUGGCUAAUCGUAUACUAGGAUACAUAGCAAAUUUACCCUUAAUGAUUCCAUCAUCAGUCACAUUUAAAAAAUAUCAUAUCGAUCAUCACAAAUUUCAAGGAGACGAUACUCUUGAUCCUGAUUUGCCCACGUAUUUUGAAGCCUGGCUGUUUCAGAGUCGAAUUGGAAAAGUUUUUUACAUAAUGUUACAACCGGUUUUAUAUAGUGUUCGUCCGUUGUGUCGUGUGCCAAAACCAGUGAAUUUCUUAGAAUUUAUGAAUUUAUUAAUACAAGUUGCAUUUGAUCUGUUAAUACUUUAUUUUCUUGGUAUAAAAUCAUUUAUUUAUCUGCUAUUUGGAACAGCUCUUGGACUAGGAUUACAUCCGAUUAGUGGUCAUUUUAUUUCUGAGCAUUAUAUAUUUGUGGAAGGAUAUGAGACAUAUUCUUAUUAUGGACCAUUGAAUUGGUUAACAUUCAAUGUUGGAUAUCACAAUGAACAUCAUGAUUUUCCUAAUGUACCGGGUUAUUUAUUACCAAAGUUAAAAGAAAUAGCACCAGAUUAUUAUGAUAAUCGUCCUUGUCAUUACUCAUGGGUAAAAGUUCUUAUUGACUUCGUGCUCGAUUCAAAAAUGGGUCCAAAAGCGAGAAUUCGACGAACACUGAAAUCAGACGCAUUACAUAGUACAGAAAAAACAACAGAUUUAAGAAACAAAUCCAAAGUGAAUAAAAUAUUACAUGAAGUGGAUAGUAACAAUAACAAUGCUUUUCCUAAUACUCAACAAACAACAUCUACAAAAGGCAACAAAUCAUCGCAUAAAAAAAAAAAUGGUUAUCAACAAAAAACAGUUUCAUCGCCCGUUGAUCUUAUUGAUCAUUCAAAAAUGAAUUGA